AUGUCUGUUCGUAUGCAUGGAUCUUGCUUUGUUUCUGUCUGUGUCUUUUGCUAUCUAUCCUCAGUUUAUUGUAUAUCUAUGACUAUUAUGACAUUAAUUAUCUAUCUAUCUAUCUAUCUAUCUAUCUAUCUAUCUCUGCUUAUAUCGAUUACAGUCUCUCUCUCUAUCUUCAUAUCUCUCUCAGACUAUAAUCUAUCUAUCUAUCUAUCUAUCUAUCUAUCUAUCUAUCUAUCUAUCUAUCUAUCUAUCUCAGAUUACAGUCUCUCUCUCUCUCUUUACCUUAAUAUUUCUCUCAGACUACAGUCUAUCUAUCUAUCUAUCUAUCUAUCUAUCUAUUUUUCUUCUCACGACACCCCCCUCUCUCCCUGGUUUGAGUCUUUACCCAAUUAUUCUUUCACCCAAGUAAAACAUUUUAAAAAUUGUUUUAAAUAUCUAUCUAUCUAUCUAUCUAUCUAUCUAUCUAUCUAUCUUAAUAUGUUCUUUCUAUCUAUCUAUCUAUCUAUCUAUCUAUCUAUCUAUCUAUCUAUCUUAAUCUAUUCAAUAUCUAUCAAUACCCUGCCUCAUUUCACAUCACUCGCAAUUCCGAUAUUUGUCUUUGUUUGUUUCAUUUGCUUUCAUCUGACUUAA
Messenger RNA from Acanthosepion pharaonis, 627 nucleotides. Lineage: Eukaryota; Metazoa; Mollusca; Cephalopoda; Sepiida; Sepiidae. The record is from the annotation of a GenBank genome assembly.